AUGACUGGAGAGCCCAAAGUUUGGCCGCCUUUUUUGUCACAAAGAAUCAUCCGCUCCUCUUCGCAAGACGAUAACCAAGCUUGUCCAUACUUGCUUUCUCGGAAAAUCUUGGGCACAGGUUCGAACUCAGCUGUCUUCGAAUGCAAGAACACAAGCAAUGGAGCUCAUUAUGCUGCAAAGCAGUAUGCAAAAAGACUCGUUUACGGAAUGGAGUCGCUGCUUCAAUCUGAAUUCAAAAUUCUUAAGCGUGUGUCUUUUGGGCACAAGAACAUACUUUCACUCAUUGACUACUUUGAAACGGAAGACCAUUUCUAUUUGGUGACGGACUUGGCCCUUGGAGGUGACUUGUUUGAAAGAAUCACAGGCACCUGCGAAGGCAGGCUACAGUCUAAUGAAGCACGAGAAAUAUUGCUUCUGGUGCUUUCGGCAUUGGCAUAUUUGCAUUCCAACCAGAUCGUCCACAGAGACGUCAAGGCAGAAAAUAUAUUAUUUAAAUCACGCACGGCAAAACCGCUGCAUUUACUUCUAGCCGACUUUGGACUUGCCCAAAUCGUCAAGGAUAGCGAGAACGGCUUUCUAGAGCAUGGCGGAACAUUGAGCUACAUGGCGCCCGAAUGCCUUUUUGAUGCAUCUUACGGCUAUCCUGUGGAUAUGUGGGCUGUGGGUGUUCUUACAUACUUCAUGCUCUGCGGAUAUAUGCCGUUUGACUGUGACACUGACAAGGAAACUGAACAGCUAAUCUCCACCGCUGACUUUAUUUUUGAGCCAAUAGAAUAUUGGGAGGGCAUUCCUGACUCUGCAAAAGACUUCAUUUCACAAUGUUUUAUCUUGGAUGCAGACAGAAGGAUCACUGCUGUUGAUGCCUUAUCUCACCCAUUCAUCUUGAACACCCCUCUUAAACGAACCGCUUCCAACUUUUCAAUGUCGCAACUCCAAGCAGCCAUUCGUAUCAUAUAUCUUUCAAACAUGACACUCGCUAACAAAACAACCUUUGAGCGCAUCCACUACAUUUAUAGCAGAAAUGAGAAGCGUUUCUUGACAUUGCGGAAGCAGAAAUUUGCUGAUGCAAGUCCGGAGACAAUUUGGAAUUCAAUGUCCUCCAACAAGUUUAACUCGAGCCCUGGAUUGAACAUUGCAGAUCUUGGGGAGUACCUCGCCUUUGAAACCUGUUCUGGUGAUUCUAUCGUCGGUGUUGUCACGGAACACUUCAAUCCCUCUCACUUUGACUUGUGGUUCAUUCUGACUGUGUUGAAGAACAGCUCAAUCGAGAACAAGGGCAAGGCUUCUGAAACAAAGGGUUUAGAAGCCGCUCGAGCUGUGACGGAGCUCUUUGAACAUAAGCUUAGAAACGUUGCUCGGGUCGAUAGAUGGAGCGAAGGAAAACUGGACUUCGAAAAGAACAUUUUAUUUUUCACCUCAAGGAAUGCACCUAUAUUGACCGUGCUUCCAGCUUUUCCGUGCAAGUCCUCCAAUUACGACAAGGUAGCAUCCUGCUUUCCUGAUAUGGGGGAGGAGCUUGCCAUUAAACGGAUAAUUGAUUUUGUUACUGCAGUCCAGGACGUUUAUCCACCAGGUAUGAAAUUCUACCUCGUCAGCGAUGGCCAUGUCUUCAGCGAUUGUAUCCAUGUGGAUGAUGACAUGGUUGACGUUUACUUCGCCAAACUCGAGGCAAUGUACCAACGUGUCAAACCUGCCGAUUUUGACGGCAUUAUAUUCAGAGGCCUCAAUGACUGUUUUGAGUCUGAUGAAAGGGGACUUGUUGCAGAGCUUUUGCACUCAGUCGAAGUAGAGCAUCCAAUUCCAACUAGAUUGGAUGAGGAGACGGAGAUAAACCGGAAGGUGUUAAUGCUUGGUUGUGAUGACAACGCUGAUGUGUUGAGAAAACAAAUUCAGACGCCUAAUCACCCCAGGCUUUACCUCUACCGGGGUUUCAACAAGUUCAUGUGUGAGGACCUUUGUCAAACCGAAUUUGCUAAAAGCAUUUCCAGAAAGAAAUACAAGAAGAUGAUUUCUCAGGUUGCUUUCGAGAUGAUUCGGAGAAAUGAUGCAUACUCCAAUUUGGUGGAACUCAUUUUCCCCUUCCACAUUCGAUUCUCCAUUCAUGCUCACCACAAUGCUGGUCCAAAAUAUGGUGUACGCUUGCUUGAUCCCGAGGUAUGUUCCAUGUCGGGACACAACCAAAAUGAAGAGGACAGAUUGCUCCACAUCCCCACGCCAUGGCACAACAGUGUGUUCAAAAUGGUUGAUUCUGAUAAAUAUAUUGUCUCGCAUGCAAGAUUGGCAAAAGAACUCGAGCUGAACCCCGAGGUAGAAGGAGGUUGGGAUGAAGAGCAGCUACUUUUCCUUUAUCGCCUGGUUUAA
Messenger RNA from Candidozyma pseudohaemuli, 2361 nucleotides. RefSeq lists its product as uncharacterized. Gene Ontology annotation, molecular function: ATP binding; protein kinase activity. The coding region runs from base 1 to 2361 and encodes 786 amino acids. The record is from RefSeq and is a predicted model, not a curated record. Gene Ontology annotation, biological process: protein phosphorylation. NCBI's taxonomy places the organism in Eukaryota, Fungi, Ascomycota, Pichiomycetes, Serinales, Metschnikowiaceae. The transcript has 2 exons.